This is a messenger RNA of Anisakis simplex (herring worm), 1572 nucleotides long. The record is from the annotation of a GenBank genome assembly. Lineage: Eukaryota; Metazoa; Nematoda; Chromadorea; Rhabditida; Anisakidae.
AUGGCGGAUUGUGAAAAAGCGGUCGAAUCAGGAGGUGCUGAAGGCGAGGAGAAGAAACUCUCAAAGAAAGAGCUGAACAAGCUCGCUAGACAACAGAAGAAGGCAGAGAAGAAGCAUGAGAGUGCAAGCUCAAAUGCUAAAGAAAAUGAAGCGGGUGAUGUGGGCGAACAGGACGUAUCGAAAGGCUUGUAUGGCACGUAUCCACUGAUGCAGUCUGCUGAAAAGAAACACCUCGAUUUUGUUGAUGUCAAAGACGUGACUGCCGAGAAAGUUGAUAAAGAGGUGUGGAUCCGUGGACGUUUGCAUACAUCACGUAGUAAGGGUAAAACGUGCUUUGUUGUGGUACGUCAGCGCGUACAUAGCAUUCAAGCGAUGCUCUUUGUUGGGGAUAAAAUUAGCAAACAAAUGCUCAAAUUUGUAUCGAAUAUACCGAAGGAAUCGAUAAUCGAUGUGCUUGGAACAGUUCGUAAAGUAGAUCAAGAGAUCACAAGCUGUACCCAAAAAGAUGUGGAACUGCAUGUGCUUCAAGUGCAUGUUGUUAGUACGGCUGAGCCAGUGCUUCCACUCCAAAUCGAAGACGCCUCACGUGCUAAAGAUGAUGAAUCUGGUCUUUCGGUUGUCAACCUUGAUACCAGACUUGAUAACAGAGUGCUCGAUCUGCGUACCGUGACCAGUCAAGCUAUAUUCCGUCUGCAAGAUGGUGUUUGUGAGUUGUUCAGAAAUACGCUCAAAAAGCGCGGAUUCACCGAGAUUCACACUCCGAAGAUCAUCUCUGCAGCGAGUGAAGGUGGAGCGAACGUUUUUGAGGUAUCAUACUUCAAAGGAUCAGCGUAUUUGGCACAGUCACCUCAACUCUACAAGCAAAUGGCUAUCGCAGCUGACUUCGACAAGGUGCUUCGUUUUGCUCUGGUAUACACAGUGGGAGCAGUGUUUCGUGCAGAAGACAGCAAUACUCAUCGUCAUCUCACUGAAUUUGUUGGUCUCGAUCUUGAGGUCGCAUUCAAGUUCCAUUAUCACGAGGUUGCACUUCGUUUCAUCUCUGUUGUUGAGACGAUAGGUUCAGUAAUGAAUGAUAUCUUCAAAGGACUUCAAGCAAACUAUGCACAUGAAAUUGAAAUGGUCGGUAAACAGUAUCCUUGUGAACCGUUCGAAUUUGUUGAACCAGCUCUUGUCCUGAAAUAUCCCGAUGCGGUAAAGCUGUUACGUGAGCAUGAUGUUGAGAUCGGUGAUGAAGACGAUCUGAGCACACCGGUCGAGAAGUUUCUCGGUAAGUUGGUGAAGGAGAAGUAUCAUACGGACUUCUAUAUCCUCGACAAAUAUCCGCUAUCAGUUCGACCGUUCUACACGAUGCCCGAUCCAAAAGAUAAUCGAUAUUCGAAUAGUUACGACAUGUUCAUGAGAGGUGAAGAAAUCUUGUCGGGUGCCCAGCGAAUUCACGAUCCAGACUUGUUGAUUGAACGUGCAAAACAUCACAAGAUAGAUCUUGAGAAGAUUCGUUCAUAUGUGGAUGCGUUCCGUUACGGAUGUCCUCCGCACGCUGGCGGUGGAAUUGGUCAGUUCGUUUUUAGUUGA